Haliotis rubra (blacklip abalone) is the source of this 3247-nucleotide messenger RNA. RefSeq names its product DNA cross-link repair 1A protein-like. Lineage: Eukaryota; Metazoa; Mollusca; Gastropoda; Lepetellida; Haliotidae. The coding region runs from base 2085 to 3146 and encodes 353 amino acids. The transcript has 10 exons. Gene Ontology annotation, biological process: double-strand break repair via nonhomologous end joining; protection from non-homologous end joining at telomere; interstrand cross-link repair. The record is from RefSeq and is a predicted model, not a curated record. Gene Ontology annotation, molecular function: damaged DNA binding; 5'-3' DNA exonuclease activity.
ACAGGAAGUUUAUGUCGCGUGAGUGGCGGACAAUAUUAGAACCUAUGUAACAUGUAGGCAACUUCAACAAACGAUUUAUGAAAGCAAGUUAUAGUGGCAAAUAACUAAAACGGACUGUCGACAGUUAAGGUCAAGAUUGUAACGACGAUCUAUGUUAAGUAGUCUAUGUUUUAGUCAUAAUCAAAUUGGAAUCCACUAAACCGCCCCUAAACUUGGUAAUCGUAUGUAGCGACCAGAACUGGGAUGUACACCUGCACGAAAGUGCUGACCAUGUCAGUCUCUUGAUAAUAUGGACGUGAUUUCAGAUAUUAAAGUCGCCAGACCGCAAAUCUUUCAUCAUAAUGAAACGAAGUAAAAGCGCUAAGGAAAUGAAGGAAGAAGAUGACUUGUGGGAUUUUAAGUCGUUGAAGCGUUCAAAGAAGGCACCAACUAAGAAAAACAAUGCUGAUUCAGCAGAUUCGAGACCCAAACGUACUGUAUCAAAAGUUGCUGCACAGCGCCUACAAUCUCAAAUAGAUAAUAGUGACAGCGAUGACAGUGACUGUUUGAUUGUCAGUUCACAAGGCCACGACCCUAAUAUGAGAGAGAGUCGGAAACGGGCAUUUUUGACAUCCAGUGGACCAAAUGAUCACCUAAGUAAAUCUUCUAUGGCAGUACAGAUGCAGCUUGGUGUAGAUGAAGGUGAUUCAAGCCAGACACUGCAAGCUUUAAAAUCUCCCUUAUCACAAAAAACUACAAAUGUGAAAACAAAACGUUCGACAAUAGGUAAAACCAAAAAUAAGGCUAAAACAGAUGUGAAGAAAGUUGGAAAGAAAACCACAAAGAGAAAAGAUCAGGCAAAGACAGACGAGAAGACAAGUCGAAGCUCUGGAGGAUACUGUCCAUUUUGUCAAGUUCCAUUUUCUGCACUGCUCCAUUUAUCUCCAAAUGCUCAUACAAUGGAAUGCAUGGACUUACCAUUUUUGUCUGAUACUGAAGAAUGCAAAAAUGGCGUGUGCUGCUUGAGUCGCCUCCCGUCUCACUACAGGAAGUACACUCAUAUACUGCUGGCAGAAUCAAGGGACACAACUCACAACAGGAAGUCAGCAGGUACUGAGUUUCCACCUGUCAAUCUCAAGCAAGAACUGAGUAGCUGUGAAGAUGUUAAACUCCACAUAUCCAAUAUGCAAGCCACACCCAAAUCUACCUCCUCCGAGAAGAGUGCUGCCUCCACCUCAUCUUUGUCGAAGGUGACAUCAACAUCAACCUCACGAGCCUACACUGAAAUUGAUGGUCUUGGGAGUGACGAGGUGGCAGAGGAUGUCAACCAUGGGGUUGGAGAAACUAGUUGUGGGAACCGACCCAGGAAAAACAUCACUGUUCCUGAGAAAAGCGCGCUACAUUAAGUACCAUGACUGAUGAUGAUGAAGCUGGUGGAUUCAUCGUGGCACAUGGCAGUGAUGAAGAGUCGUUGAAAGAGUUAACAGAGUUGUUGGCAGGAUCAGAAGAUGAGGAAGAUGGAGGCGAUAUCAACAAGGAUAAUGAUGAAAUUGAUUGUAAUCAGAAGGAGCAAUCUGAAAUUGACAAGGAUCAGAAUGAAAGUGACAACAAUGAAACUUGCAAUGGUUCAAGUUAUGAUGACUGGGACGCAAGGGUCGGAGAAAGCAUUGAAAUAUGUGAUAAUAUUAAAAUAAAUGAUGAUGAAAAGCUGAGCAUUAACAGUGUUACAAUUGAAGACAAACUGACCACAGGCCCAAGCUUGACCUCAGGAAAAGAGCCAGUGCCUUCUCUGGCAAGAAAACAGACAUCAAUAUUUAAUUUUUUUAGUCGACCAAGCAUUAAAUGUAACAAGGUUGAAACAACAAAAACCAGUCAAGCUGAUCCUAACUCUGAUAUUCAAGAAUUAAGGAAUGGCUUGGAGAGAAUUGCUUCAACCCCUCUGCUUGGUAACUCAAAGCCUUCGAAUAGGUUUGAUUUAAAAAGAUCAAAGACUCUUGGUGCUGAAGAUUUUCUGGUGAGGGCUCCAUAGAAGACUGCCUUUUGGCAAAGGAGGAGGGAGAAGCUGCACCCCGCGGUCUUAGAAUCAAGAGAAUCUGCCAGGCACUAUGCUGACGGUGGAUGCCUUCAGGCAUGGUGUGAUCCCAGGCUGCAAGGCGUACUUGCUGACCCACUUCCACUACGACCACUAUGGGGGCCUCACCAAGCACUUCAAGCAACAUCUGUACUGUAGCAAGGUGACCGGCAACUUGGUUCGGACAAAGAUCAAAGUGGAUCCACGGUACAUUCACACUCUUCCCCUGAACCAGCCAUGUGAUGUGGAGGGGGUGGAGCUAACUCUGAUGGAAGCCAAUCACUGUCCGGGUGCUGUCAUCAUCUUGUUUCGUCUCAAGUCUGGACAGACGUACCUCCACACUGGAGACUUCCGAGCUGACCCGGCAAUGGAGCUGUACCCACCCUUGGUCGGAACCAAGAUCCACCAGCUGUACCUCGACACCACGUAUUGUGAUCCUGUCUACACAUUCCCAUCUCAGUCGGAGGUGAUCAAGUUUGCUGUGUCUUUCGUGAAGAAGCAUGUUGAGGCUUGUCCUAACACACUGAUUGUGUGUGGGACGUACACCAUUGGGAAGGAGAGAGUGUUUUCAGCAAUAGCGGAUGCCUUACAGAGCAAAGUGUGUGUGAAGAGAGACAAGAAGGUCAUCAUCGAAUGUCUGGAGGACCAACAUCUUCAGAAGAUGGUCACUCUUGACCCCAAAGAAGCUAGGGUCCAUGUUCUGCCCAUGGGAAAACUAAAACCCAAUGAUCUCAGCGCCUACCUGAGUGAUCAGGCCAAGUUCAACAGCAUCCUUGCCUUGGAACCUACUGGGUGGUCGCACAGUAACAGAGUUGUCUCCCUUGACCAGAUUAAGCCCAAGUACAGCAGGAAUGGCAUUACCAUAUAUGGUAUUCCGUACAGCGAACAUAGCAGCUAUCUGGAGAUGAAACGCUUCACCCAGUUCAUCCGCCCAGACAGAAUACUGGCCACUGUAAACAACACUAACCCGGAGAGUCGCCAGAAGAUGAACAGACUCUUCAUGACUUGGUUGUCUGAAGUGAAGAAAAACAAUCCAGCAAAGCAGGAACCAGUACCCACAGAAAAACAGUCAGUCCUCUCUUCCUGGUUCAAAUAAAUGAUUUAACGUCACUUCAUUUUAUAUGAUGAGUCUUCAGAGAUAGAGAUGUCGCAAUUUUUGUAUUUUCAUUUUAGGAGGCCCCCAAUUUCAGUGCAAGA